Rhagoletis zephyria (snowberry fruit fly) is the source of this 1368-nucleotide messenger RNA. RefSeq lists its product as uncharacterized. The record is from RefSeq and is a predicted model, not a curated record. NCBI's taxonomy places the organism in Eukaryota, Metazoa, Arthropoda, Insecta, Diptera, Tephritidae.
CCUUGCCGUUACCAUUUACGUCGCCACCACCACCCGGAUCUGUAUCCGUAACCACCAGCCGUCGUUUCCAACGCCCACUACAAAGCCACCACCCGGAUCUGUAUCCACAAUAACCAACCGUCGUUUCCAGCGCCCACUGCAAAGCCAGCAGCGCGAGAAUCCCCACACGCAUCAAGGCGUGUGCCUAUGGUCCUUCGUCGCCUCCAAAGAGCCCAUUUAAACCAUGGAAACUGGCAGUAGCAGUACCGUCCCGACAGUUGUACCUCGCAGUAGCAGCGGCGUUCCGACACCGGCACUUCGCCACGUGAAAACACCGCAGCCAGAGAGCAUGAUGGUCGACCAGGUUCCAGAGUCGCAGCCCGAGGACGAGGGAGCGGACUUCCAGCGAUGCCGCUUGUGUGCGCGUCAUCACGCCCUGCGUGUGUGCCAGGCAUUCCGCGCAAUGCAGCCAGCGCAACGGUAUUUGAUCGCCUGUGCACAUCACUUCUGCACAAACUGCCUGGCAUUAUCACACCACAGCAGCGAAUGCCUCUCCGUGGGCGUAUGCAAGCUUUGCGGCCAGCGCCACCAUACCCUGCUUCAUCGCAAGUCUGCUCAUUCAAAGCUUCCGCCACCGCACUCAGCACCAGCUCCGCGUAGAAUCGAAGCCAACCGUUCGCACCGGCGACGCCGCUAUAACGUCACGCGUAACGCGAACCAGAAAUCUAAGCAACUCCAGCACGCGCGCAUCGUCAAGCGCACCGCAAAUAAAGUGCGUAACAUGGCAGGUAGAGGCAAGGCGACACGGAUGCUAGUCAAGGAGGCGAUCCGUAAACUAAGGGAGCUAGAGAGCAGCUUAUCCGCUUAGCGCGUCUACGGGCGGCAGGAUGGUUAAACGAGCGACGCAUGCCGUUUAACCGUCGCAACCAUGAACUACUUUUAAAACUGAAUUGCUUUAGAAUUGUUACCUACUUAUAUAUUGUAUCUUUUGCCUUGAAUUAUCUAACGUGUAUCUACAUACAUAUUGUAUCUUUUGCCUUUGAAUUACUUAACUUGUAUCUACCUACAUACAUAUUGUAUAUUUUGUCAUUGAAUUGCCUAACUUGAAAAAACAUUGUAAUUAGUGAAUACCAUGAAUUGUAAAAUUUGAAGUAUUUUAUGAAUUUGCGUGGUUGGCAACGCGCGUAGGUAAAGCAGCGCGCAGCUGACAUUUUAGGUUGACAAAAUGUCAACAAAAGAAAAAGUAGAUACACACUUAUAUUUUUCAAUCACACAGCCGAGCGGUCAUCUCAUUGUAAAAGAAAUUCGCAAAUCGUUGAAUAUUAAUUAAAGACUUGUUUUAAAAUCAAAAUUCGCAGUUUUUCCUUUGUUCAACUAAAGUGCAUUUGA